This is a messenger RNA of Pelmatolapia mariae (spotted tilapia), 6187 nucleotides long. RefSeq names its product calsyntenin 1 (gene clstn1). The record is from RefSeq and is a predicted model, not a curated record. Gene Ontology annotation, molecular function: X11-like protein binding; calcium ion binding; kinesin binding. The coding region runs from base 198 to 3143 and encodes 981 amino acids. Gene Ontology annotation, biological process: positive regulation of synaptic transmission; homophilic cell-cell adhesion; positive regulation of synapse assembly. Gene Ontology annotation, cellular component: cell surface; postsynaptic membrane. Lineage: Eukaryota; Metazoa; Chordata; Actinopteri; Cichliformes; Cichlidae. The transcript has 19 exons.
AGAAGCGGUGAUUGAAGAGGAUAGCAGAACGGCGGUGGCGACGACGACGGCCAUCUUAGAGCUACCGUGGUAACCGACACACUCAUCUCCUGGAUUUAAUUUUUCUUGUAAGACAAACACUCCGCCUGACUGACGAAGGGAAGAGGAAGAAGAAGACGGCUGUUUUUGACUUCGCCGCGGUUGAACUCGAAGUCGGGAUGCGGUUCCGAGGGAACAAGCAAUUUGCAUCCGCAGUCGGACUGGUCCUCGGACUAUUAUGUGCGGUGGAGGCAGCUAAAGUUAAUAAGCACAAACCAUGGAUUGAGACAACGUACCAUGGGAUCGUAACAGAAAAUGACGACAAAGUUCUUCUGGACCCUCCUCUGAUUGCACUGGACAAAGAUGCUCCUCUACGCUACGCAGAGAGUUUUGAGGUGACCCUCACUGAAGAAGGUGAGAUUUGCGGCUUCAGGAUCCACGGGCAGAAUGUCCCUUUUGAGGCAGUGGUCCUGGACAAGUCCACUGGAGAGGGGGUUAUCAGGGCAAAGGACAAGCUGGACUGUGAGCUGCAGAAGGAGCACACCUUCACCAUCCAAGCCUACGACUGUGGAGAGGGUCCUGAUGGUGCCAACAUGAAGAAGUCUCAUAAGGCCACUGUCCACAUCCAGGUGAACGACAUCAAUGAGUAUUCACCAGUGUUCAAGGAGAAGUCCUACAAAGCCACCGUCAUCGAGGGAAAGAAAUACGACAGCAUCCUGAAGGUGGAGGCGGUGGAUGCCGACUGCUCGUUCCAGUUUAGCCAAAUCUGCAACUACGAGAUUGUGACCCCUGAUGUGCCCUUCACCAUCGACAAGGAUGGCUUUAUCAAGAACACAGAAAAACUGAGCUAUGGCAAAGAGCGCAUGUAUAAACUGACCGUGACCGCCUACGACUGCGGAAAGAACCGAGCCUCUGAGGACGUGCUGGUGAAGAUCAGCGUCAAGCCCACCUGCAAGCCCAGCUGGCAAGGCUUCAAUAAGAGGAUUGAAUACGAGCCUGGCACUGGUAGUUUGGCCCUUUUCCCCAGCAUGCACUUGGAGACCUGUGAUGAGCCAAUCACGUCCAUCCGGGCCAGUAUUGAACUGGAAACCAACCAUAUUGGAAAGGGCUGUGAUCGUGACACCUACUCUGAGAAGUCUCUGCAUAAGUUGUGUGGAGCCAGCUCCGGCACUGUGGAGCUCCUUCCUGCUCCCAGCAGCUCUGCUAACUGGACCGUAGGGCUGCCAACCGAUAACGGCCACGACAGCGAUCAGGUGUUUGAAUUUAAUGGCACCCAGGCCAUCAAGGUUCCUAAUGGUAUGGUGAGCACCAGCCUGAAGGACCCCUUCACCAUUUCUGUGUGGAUGAGACAUGGCCCUGGGGCCCACGAGAAGGAGACCAUCCUGUGCAACUCUGACAAAGCGGAGAUGAACAGACACCACUACUCGCUCUACGUCCACAACUGCAGGCUGAUCUUUCUCCUACGCCAGGAGCCAUCUGAGGCAGAGAACUAUAAACCCGCAGAGUUUCACUGGAAGCUCGACCAGGUGUGUGACAAAGAGUGGCAUCACUAUGUGCUUAAUGUGGAGUUCCCCACUGUUUCUGUAUUUGUGGAUGGGACUACCUUUGAGCCCUUCUUGGUUACGGAGGACUACCCACUGCACGCCUCCAAGAUAGAAACUCAGCUCACGAUUGGUGCCUGCUGGCAAGAAAACUCAGGACAUGACAAUGACACUGAGACAGUCUCUGAGCCCAGUUCAGGUGGAAAUGCUCGAAUGGCGCAGUUUUUCCGCGGUAACCUAGCGGGGCUGAUUAUCCGCACCGGCAAGCUGGAGAACAAGAAGGUGAUCGACUGUUUGUACACGUGCAAAGAAGGACUGGACGUGCAGCUGCCUGAGGAGGUAGCUUCAGCUAUCAAGGUGGAAUUCAACCCCAACCAGUCCUCUCUGACUGUGGAAGGUGACGACAUCGAUGCCUUUGACAAGGUCAUGCAGCACAUCUCCUACUUAAACUCCCGGCAGUUCCCAACCCCUGGAAUCAGGCACCUGCGUAUCUCAACCACAGUGAAAUGCUUUAACGAGGAGUCCUGUGUAACGGUGCCAGAUGCUGAAGGUUACGUGAUGGUGCUGCAACCAGAAGAACCCAAGAUCAGCCUGAGCGGCAUUGACCACUUUGCCCGCAGUGCAGCUGAAUUUGAGAGCCAGGAAGGAGUGACGCUGUUCCCCGAGCUACGCAUUGUGAGCACCAUCACCCGUGAAGUGGAGGCCGACACAGAGUCUGAAGCUGCAGAGGGAGCUGAUGAUGACCCUACAGUCCAAGAGACGGUGGUGUCGGAGGAAAUCAUGCACAACCUGGACACGUGUGAAGUGACUGUGGUGGGAGACGAGCUGGACGGAGAGCACGAGAGCCUUGAAGUGGACAUGUCCCAGCUGCAGCAGCGCAGCUUAGAGAUGAGCUCAUCCAACAUGGGGCUCGUCAUCACCGGUGUGAACACCAUGGCCAACUACGAGCAGGUCCUGCACCUUAUCCGUUACAAGAACUGGCACACUGAGGCUCUCUUUGACAGGAAAUUUAAACUGGUCUGCUCUGAACUCAAUGGUCGCUACAUCAGCAACGACUUUAAGGUCGAGGUUAAUGUAAUCCACACGGCCAGUCCCAUGGAGCAUGCCAACAAUGCCAUGGUGCAGCCCAACUUCAUCAACCCUGUCCAUCACGCCUCUGUGGAUCUGUCUGGGCAUAAUUUGGUCAACGCUCAUCAGGCCUCAGUGGUUCCCAGCGCUGCCACCAUCGUCAUCGUGGUGUGCGUCAGCUUCCUGGUGUUCAUGAUCAUCCUGGGCGUGUUCCGCAUCCGAGCUGCACACCAGCGCACCAUGAGGGACCAGGAAAACGGCAAGGAGAACGAGAUGGACUGGGACGAUUCAGCCCUCACCAUCACCGUAAACCCCAUGGAGACGUACGAGGACCAGCACAGCAGCGAGGAGGAGGAGGAAGAGGAGGAGGAGAGCGAGGACGGCGAGGAAGAAGAUGACAUCACGAGCGCUGAGUCAGAGAGCAGCGAAGACGAGGAGGGCGGCGAGCCGGAGGACCAGCAGGGGGCCAGCAGACAGCAGCAGCUGGAGUGGGACGACUCCACCCUCACCUACUAAACACACACAAGACACCCAAACAAGAGCUCCCGACACACACAUCAGAAACUCACUCAUACUCCCUCCCUCCCUCACACACACACUCACAAACACAGCACUCCCUGCAGUUUCAUGUCUAGGAGCCAUGAUGUAAAAACUUAACAAAAAUAAAAUUUAAAAAAUCAAGAAAAGGAGAAACAUAAAGUCCCUUCAGCGUAUAUAUGGUCAAGGUUUUCCUGUUGUUAUCUUAGUGGUGGUACUCAGUGUAGUGUAGUCAUCACCAGAUUGCUGACUUUUUUUUUUUUUUUUAUUUAUUAUAUUUUAAUUCCCAGGAAAACCUGGCUUACAUUGGAACUGUGUGAGGAAGCCAACCCUGCACUUUUUUUGUUUUCUCUCAGAUGUACGGCUUUGAAGAGCAGAGUAAUCGCUUCUCCUGAUGUAUAUUCUUUGCUAAUGCUUGUAGAUUUAUUCGCUAAACUCACAACUAGCUCCGACUUGGGUUUUCUUGACUUGUAGUCCACAGUGAAUCGAAAAUGAUGCUUUUAACAAGUAGACUACAUUUUCCUCUUCCAUUUCUUUUUUGUUUUUCUUUUUAGUGCAUGGAGAAAUUUUGGGGAAGUCAUGUGUAGAGAAAUAAAUUGCUUUUUAAAGAUUUUUGUAAAUAUAAUGAAACCAUGUAAUUAGUCAAUGUGUUAGUGAAGACCUAAUCAAUGGGGUCCAAUAUCUACGAUUAUGUAAUGUAGACUAUUUGUGUCACACAGGCUGUCGCAGCAUGCCGCUGAAUUUCUGCAAAAGCUGUUCCAUCACGCUUGUACAAAAUGUCUCGCUUCAUGAUGCGAAACCGAGGACUGUUCAGCGGAGGUUUCCAUGACAAAAAGGUGUCCAUUUCGUCCCUUUUAUUUAAUCUUUUGCGAGGAGUAAAGUAGUUUCUUUUGCUUUCUCGUAGGCAGAGGACUUAGUUGACGGUUUCAGCUUCACAUGAUGCUUUUGCUUCGCUUGCACGCGUGGCAACGCUCUACUCCUGGCUUUAGUGUUAUUUCAUUCCCAGCAGAUCUCACUGAUGUACACUGCAGAGGGAAUCUUCUUUCAGUUUCAGAAAAUGUCGUGUGGAAUCACAAAGAUCGGCUCAGCAGUGCCGUUCGUGGUGAAAAUAAGGGUACUAAAAUGUCCUCAGCAGCUUUAAAACCUUUGUCCCUGUCCCAGUCCCUGUUGUGGUUCAAGGAGAAACCCUUUCAAGCUACUGAAAGAAAAUGUUUAUGAGCUUUAGUGGAGACUGGCUGAAUUGUUGAAUUGCUGGCAAUGUUUUUUUUCUUUUCAUGGCACGGCUAUUUUACCUAAAAUAAUAAUACAUGGCCUGUAUGAAGUACAUUUUUAAACUGUUUGCUUAUUGCUGAAGCAUCGUCGUCGACGCAGGAAAACACUUUAAAAAUGAAUCUUCUUUGAAUCUUAAAGUGAGAUAUUUUUUUGCAGUAGACCACUAGAUUUUAUUGUACAUGAAACUGUACUGUAGAGUUGUUCAAAGAUAUUUGUUUACAUUUGGUAAACUUAUUUUCCUUCGGGUAUUAGUAUGAGGCUUAUGAUUGGGAAAGUGUGUCCAACCUCUUGUCUCCUCUCAGACACUGUUGUCCAUAACUGUUGUAUAUAAUCUUUCACCAGACCAGAUAAAAACGUGCCGUCACACUGAACGAUUUUAGUGUUUGUCUUUUCUGGGGGGGUACAGACUAAAAAUAUAAGCGUUUCCCAAACCUGCAUUUAUUACGACCAUGUUUGGGGCAUUGGAUUGUGCAGAAAAUGGCAUUAUCGGGAUUGGAAAAGUCUUUGCGUGCAAAUCCGUUUUCAGAGGCCAAAAUUGAUUAAAAACACCAUCAACGCUUAUUAUUGUUGUUGUAAAAAGUUUCCAGGCUACUUUUGUUUUCAGCUCAGUGAAUCCAUUUGAUUUAUUUUAUUUUAAUAGGUGUGUAUUUGAAACGUAGUGAACAGUCUCCCUUCCAUGAUGACUUUGGCUUGUUUUAAAAAACUAAAAAAAAAAAAAAAAAAUUAAAAAGGGGGGGCGCCAGGUCUGAGCCGGCUGAGAUGGGAGUGCCUUUUGCCGAUCAUAGCGUAAUUAGCUGGUCUAACAAACACACUUAUCCGUGCUCUUUUAUUUUUUUUUUAAUGCUAGAUUUCUUUCGUAGCUGGGGAGACGUUUUCUCUCAGUUUGUCGCGAUAAUAGGCCGACGCUAGUUUUAUUACAGGUGAAAACAUUUUCCAUAGAUGUCACGUGUCCUUGUUGAUGUGUAGAGGAAGUAGAUCCACAUUGUAUCUUCUAUAGAUAUUGUACUUAAAAAUCAUAUUGACGGAAUCCACCUUUAAAAGAUGUACAUUAUGAAAUUGCUUUGGCAGCAUACAGCGGGUAUACUGACCUAUUUGUGUAUAGUGGAAGGUGAGUUUCUUUCUUCUUUUUGAACAGUGUCCUGUUGCUUGAGCUGUUGAGAAACUUUUUUUUUUUUUUUUUUUUUUUUUUUUUUUUUUUGAGGGCAGCAUGAAAUUUCACAAGAGUAUAUAUGCCUGUCAGUGCCGCAAUUCUCACGGUUUCAUUGUGUCAAACACUUCAUGUCCACAUUUCAGCUACAGUUGAAAGGUUAACUAGCAUCUCGUUUUUCGGGUUGUGUGCUUUCUGGUGCGCCCCCAAUGAAUGUCACUGCCUAACAAUCUGAAAUGCAGCCAUACUGUAACAACAUCAAGAUGAAGUAAGGAAGGGUUGGUGGGUGGGGGUAUAUUGACUUUGCAUGAACCACAAGUGUGUGUACGCUCCAUGUGGGCCUAUGAGACCGGAGUGAGAAAGGAGACGUGAUACACUACUGAUUCUCAGAUCGUCUGUUUCACACAUCCAUGACACUCCAGAAAUGUUUUUUUUUCUUUGUUUUAAAAUCUGCUCAAAAUGGACGGUGACGGUGUUUUCAGCGUGGUUGGAUGUUUCCUUUGUGCUUGUUGGAGCUGCUCUCUUUUCUACCAGUUGAAAGGCAAAUGUAGUGAAGUUGAUGCUUGCUCGUAAGCAAAAUAAAGGAUGAUGAGAUGGGGUAUAA